This is a messenger RNA of Colossoma macropomum (tambaqui), 2433 nucleotides long. RefSeq names its product D-aspartate oxidase (gene ddo). Gene Ontology annotation, molecular function: FAD binding; D-amino-acid oxidase activity. Bases 621 to 1532 code for a protein of 303 amino acids. NCBI's taxonomy places the organism in Eukaryota, Metazoa, Chordata, Actinopteri, Characiformes, Serrasalmidae. The record is from RefSeq and is a predicted model, not a curated record. The transcript has 4 exons.
GAUCUUUUCUAUAACUAUGUUUUAUCACCUGUCUGUAAAGCACUUUGAGCUGCCACCGGCAUGAAAAGUGCUAUAGAAAUAAAAUUAUUACUAUUAUUAUUAUUAUUAUUAUUAUAUAUGCAACAAAACUGUUCAUAAUUCGGGGUUUAGUGAUCAUAGCAUUUCUUCAUUAAAUUCUAGUGUAUGACCAUAUGUGCAGCUGUGAGAAGUUUAAGAAAUGAGUGGUUCAAAGCAGCUGUAGAUUUCUUAAACUUUCUUAAAAUGACAUUAAAAAAAUUCUUUAAAGAUCAUUGUACUGAAUAUACUAAACUAGACACUUAUUUUCAUGCAUUUUUUCCACAUAAAGUUUCCAAAAGCUGCUUUUUAAAACUCUCAAAAGUAACAAAACAAUGUAGGCAUGAUCUUUUGCUAAUUUAUGCACAUGUACAUAUGAUAUACCUUUUUUAACUUUUUAACCUGCUGUGAUUAUGCAGUACCUGACAAAAAUUACUCUGACAGGCAAAAAAAUUUUUUUUUUUCUUUAAAUAUUUUCUCCAAGUACUUCUUUCAGUAUCUGCUAAUAACGAAAUAAAUUGUGUGUGGCAGAAGCUCGCUGGUUUGCUCCCCUGAGCUGACAGUACAUGGCUGAAGUGCCCGUGAGCGAGGCACCUAACCCCCAACUGCUCCCCGGGCUGCCCACUGCUCUGGAUAUCCCUGUGGAACGCCAGCGGCGUUGGUUCAAACAGACAUUUGAUCAUCUGCUGUCUAUUGUUGAAUCACCUGAAGCCCCAGAAGCAGGAGUGUACCUGAGCUCAGGAUACCACAUAUUCAAAGAAGUGCCUACUGAUCCAAACCCCUACUGGACCGAUUUCGUGUUUGGAUUCCGCACCAUGACAGUUCAUGAGAUGAAGAGAUUCCCAAAGCAUACCUUUGGCCAAGCUUUCACAACAAUAAAAUGUGAGUGUUCCAGAUACCUGCCAUGGCUGGAGAAAAGGUUUAGGAAAGCUGGUGGUCAGAUUAAAUGUGAGAAGGUGACUGACCUUCAGCAGCUCAUCUCACACUAUGAUGUCAUUGUGAACUGCUCAGGACUUGGUUCACAUCACUUGGUGGGAGAUGAGAAGGUCUACCCAGUGCGGGGGCAGAUUCUCAAGGUUCAUGCUACUUGGCUGAAGAACUUCAUUCGGGAUGGAGAUGGAAACACCUACAUCUACCCUGGCAUUGACCAUGUCACUCUAGGGGGUACUCGGCAGAAGGAUGACUGGAGGCUGGAGGUGGAUAAGGGAGACAGCAAGGGCAUCAUGGAGCGCUGCAGUCAGCUGGAGCCGUCCCUGCAGAAGGCUCAGGUGUUAGAGGAGUGGGUGGGUCUAAGGCCUGGCAGGAGGAACCUGCGUGUGGAGAAGGAGUGGCUGCAGGCUCAGGACCGCCAGGUGCUACUUGUGCAUAACUAUGGCCAUGGUGGCUGUGGUAUUAGUCUCAGCUGGGGCUCCGCGCUGGACACAGUUGGGUUGGUGAGGAAGAGUCUGCAUGAGAAGCCACUUCGUGCAAAACUGUGAACGUACUAGUAGAAUGCACAGUAGUUCUGCACGUUAGUCUCUAAUGUCACUAUGCAAUGACUGGUUAUUUCAUUUUCCAUUUGUCUUCUUAAUGGCCUUAAUGGUUUAAGCUACAUCGUGAUUGAUGUUGAGAAAACUAUGAAGGUAGGGAAAGGAGAAAAAAAAAACACCUAUUUUCACCUUUACCUGUUUAGGGUGGAAGUAUGUUAAACUUAUCUCAAAAUAAUGAGUUACUUUCUCAACAUUUUGACAUAUCUCAGAAUAAUGACUUGUUUUAUUGUGACAGAACUUUGCCUUAAGUGUCUUGAAAUAAUGAUUUAUUUAUCUCUAAGUCUCUAAUUAAUUAUUUAUUUUCUGAAGAUUCUGACAUAGUAUCUUAGGGUAAUGACUUAAUUUAAUGAAAUAGUAUCUCAGUAAUGACUUAUUUCCUCAAAAUUGUGAUUUCUCUUUAAAUUUUCAGGCAUUAAGAUGGACUUGACAUUUUUGUCGUUAUUUCAACAUAGCAAAUCAAUUAUAUUUUGAGAGAAGUCAUAGUUCAACACAGUAACUAAAAAUUUUGAACAAAGUCUUUUUAAUUUGAAUCGGAAAGUCAGAAACAGAGAAAGUGAAGAAAAGAAUGUAGGCACAAUUUUUUUUCUCCUGUACCUGGAUGGAAUGGGCUGAAGUAGAAAAAGACAAUUAUUUUCAAAUGAGCUAUUUCUGGUUUGUUUUAUAUUGAUCUGUGUACAUUUUUACAUUGUUAUCAAUUUACAAAUACAAAUCACAUUAACAUACUAAUUACAUAGUGUCAUACAUAUUUGUUGUACGUACAUUUUUAUUCCACUUUUUUGUAACAUUACAGGCCUUAACACAUUUGACUUGGCAUAAAUAUCAGAAAUGUCAUAAUAAAUUGGUACACACA